Haliotis rufescens (red abalone) is the source of this 3730-nucleotide messenger RNA. Its product is annotated as multiple epidermal growth factor-like domains protein 6. The record is from RefSeq and is a predicted model, not a curated record. The transcript is spliced from 20 exons. The coding region runs from base 834 to 2108 and encodes 424 amino acids. Lineage: Eukaryota; Metazoa; Mollusca; Gastropoda; Lepetellida; Haliotidae.
UACUUGACUGCCUUAUCUCAAGGACUCCGUUUUGUAAUAUCAUACUGUGCGCUGUGACGCGAUAACUGGCUGGAUAUACAUAACAUAUAUUCUAUGUACACGAAGCGUAGUGGACCUUUCAUACAUUAUACAGAUUUUCAGAAUGUGAAGGCCAAAAAAGGAAACCUCAGCGAAAAGUUAAACAAUGCAGAUACCAUGUGCUUGACGUUUCUACUAAGUGCUGUUGUCCUAUGUGAGUAAUUGUCAUUUUAGUUCGUCUUAUUACAAAGCAACCAACAACAAGCACGCUUGUCGUCUCGCCGUAGGUGUCGGAUCUUGCUGUGCAGAGAAAAGUCUCCCAUAAUCAUUUGUGGCCGAUGCUGAUCAGUGUCAGUGGGGAAAGUUUGGUCAGAACUGUGAACGAAAUUGUUCCUGUCAUUGCGCCCUGAUUAAAAACAAUACUGCAAAACACUGCAAUAAAAUAAGUGGAGAAUGCUCGGAAGGAUGUCUUCCUAGAUGGUAUGGUACAGACUGCAAAAAAACGUGCAGCGUCAACUGCCUCAGCGAUAUAUGUAAUCAACAUAACGGAUACUGCACCCUUGGAUGUAUAGAAAACUACAAAGGACCUUUUUGUAACAUUGCCAAAGAUUUCAGCAACCCAGACGCCUGUAAGUGUGAUUCAAGUGAAACUAACUUGGCUGUGGCCUUUGGAAGCUCUCUUGGUGUGCUAUUGCUGUUUAAUGUCAUUGGUGCAGUUGUAUGGUGUGUGCGUUUCAAACGAGGACGACAAACUUAUAAAAAGAAGUCAAACAAGAAUCAAGUCUUGGAAGCUCUGAGACCUAUAGAGUUAGAAGAUGUUCCCGCAACUUAACGUUUGCUGUGUACUGACAGGUUUGUAUGUUUCAGUUUGCCUCAGUUCAAUUUUAGCUUCCCCGAGUUGUCAAAACUGUCUAUUUGGAAAGUGUGAUCAAGACGGAGUAUGCACUGACGGGUGUGAACCAGGAUUUGUCGAUAUAUUUUGUCAACAUCCGUGUCAGGAGACCUGUACUAAUGGCAGAUGUAUGAUGGAUAAUCGCACAGGAACAACAAUGUGUACAGAAGGAUGUGUAGAUGGGUUCUGUUUCCCUGCAUGUAAGAUACCCUGUCCUGAAGGUUGUCUACGCUGUAAGCGUAUGCUUUGCGAGAACUGUACACUUUGCGAGAGUCACUUAUAUGGAGAGAAUUGUCAACACUCUUGUUUAGACAAAUGUAAAGGAUAUGCAUGUAGUAUUCAAGGAUACUGUUCACAGGAUACUUGCAUGGGUGGUCGGUAUGGCAAAUUAUGCAGUAGCUCGUGUAAACCUAGGUAUGAGUCAUGUGAUCAAGUAAGUGGACAUUGUCUUAAAUGCCGAAGAGGCUUAUUUGGGGAUGACUGCCAGUAUCACUGUUCACAAUGUUUAACAAGAGAAGAGGAAGACAUGUUUAGAUGCAGGUCAGGGUGCAAGCUUUGCGUGAAGCCGCUUCAACCAGAGUCAAAAAAGGAAUUGGAUUAUACAGACAUGGAGGCAAAGUUUAACAUUAUGUACGGACUAUGCAUCGCCCUGAUUGUGAUUACGCUGACCAUCCUUUGUUUUCACAUCAAAAAUGCAUGGCAAUGGAGAUGUGGACGACGUGAAAAUGUUGAAGAUAUCAGGAAGAAGGAGAGAACCAUGAGUGAACAAACCAACAGGAAGAGGGUGAGAACCAUGAGUGAACAAACCAACAGAAGUUACGCGCGAGAUAGUGGUACACCUUUGUUGGAAAUGCAGGAGGAGGUCAGCGACCAGCCACCGCAGCAGAUUCCAGGUACACCUUUGUUGGAAGGGCAUGAGGAGGUCAGCGACCAGCCACCGCAGCAGAUUCCAGAUGAUGCUUUGUCAGACGUUCAUGAUGGCAGCGACCGGUCAUCGCAGAAAUCUGAAGGAACUAUCACUUCCAUGAUCCCAUAUUUGCCAGUAUUUGGUACUCCUUUGUUGGAAGAGCUUGAGGAGAUCAGCGACCAGCCAUCGCAGCAGAUUCCAGGUACUCCUUUGUUGGUAGAGCUUGAUGAGAUCAGCGGCAAGCCAUCGCAGCAGAUUCCAGGAACAGACGGCGAACAACCUUCGGAGUAGUUUCAAGACUGAAGGGACAUGCAAUUUGAAGAAACCGCCUUCCAUUGAUCAGACUACACAACGUACUACCAUGAAGAUGAAUAUUCUACUUUUUAUCUAUCAGUUUGCUGCAUGAUGUACACAGAGUGGACUGUACAGAAAAUGUUUUGCCACGUAGUCUACCGAAAGUACGAUCACAAGUUCUUAGUGUGUUUAGAUGGUUAGUUCAUCAUUAAAACACGAUUCAGUGUUUUGUCAUCUCGUGAACAAGUUAUGAAUGAGUAAGCGAGAUGUAUUUUAUGCCAUUUUAAGCAAUAUUCCAGCAAUAUAGCGACGGCGGACACCAAAAUAUGGGCUUCACACAUUGAACACAUGUACCGGGUUCUCGGCGUGGCGAGCGAACGCUUCAACCACUAGGCUACCCCACCUCGCUGAACAACGUUUGAAUAUACAAACAUUCACAGUUUACAUAAUAAUCAAAUCGAUAAACAGUUCAGUACAACGUAGGGUACUACGAUAAUCUGUGGGAGAUAUCAUCAAAUAAGGGACCGGGGAAUGUUCCAUUAGCCUCGCAUUGUAGCGAAAUAUAUUGUGACCAUUUCGUGCAGUGUGAAUUAAAAUAUCAAGAAGUCAUCUUUUAAUUGACAACUGCAUUUAUUACGCUGUGACCUCAUCAAUAUUGCUAAAAUUGGGGUGGCACUUUGGAUAAUCUCCAAAUGUCUCUAAAGUGCCCUAAUGUGUGCUUCUGACCGUCCAGUCCAGAUCCUGGCAUGCACAUUGACAGAAGGCAUGACAGAAGGCACGAAAGGCGGCUAUCUGGCGCCUCAAAACUAUAUGCUUAGGACAGAGGGGUAUGAGGACAGAGGGGCAUUUACCCCGAGGUAUAAGUUCAAAUCACUCAAAUAUGUCAUCAGAGACCAACAGUGUAUUGAUAUUUUAUGUCUAGCCAUCAAACUCUUGGCGGCCAUUUUGGAAUUUGGGGCCACCAGGGGGCUCUGGUGACGGAGUUUCUACCUAAAAGUGUUAACUAUCCUUCAGUAAGAUCGUGUGCGAAGUUAUAUGCAUAUACGUCCUAGCACACUGUCUUAGUGUUAAAAGAUUCAACAGUCGGCCAUCUUGAAAUUGGCGGCCAUCUUUUUUUGCCGAUUUUUCAAUAGUCGAAAACGUCCUGUAGUUGUGAAUAUCUUUUGAGAAACACAAUAUGGCUAUUUCGAAAUACAACAAAUUCUUUUUUUCAUCAAAACAUUGAACCUCAUCUGAAAUAUGGAAGAUAUAUUGAUAAUUGGUGGCCAUAUUGGAUUAUGCAAAUUAUACAUAUUUCCUAAACUAGAAUUGCUUGGGACUUUUAGUAUGUUGUUUUCGGGAUCUUGUAGAAAUGCAUUGUGGUGAAAUAAAUUCUCUUGCAAUUUGUUCCAAGUGUAACCUUAUUUUGCCUGGACUAUAUAUAUAUUCGUCAUUGAUACUACUCGGAUAUGCUUCUUGCCUUUUUUCAAGCUAUAGUAUUUGUAAUAUGCAAGCACACCAUUAUAUUUGAUUUUUAAUAUAAGAAUAGUUGUAUUUCCUUUCUUUUGUUUUGCCUCGGAAAUUAAGAAUGUACGUCAAUGCUUACCUCAUCAAAAGCUUAAUAAAAAUCAAUGAAUAUA